Myotis brandtii (Brandt's bat) is the source of this 2382-nucleotide messenger RNA. RefSeq names its product coiled-coil domain containing 30 (gene CCDC30). NCBI's taxonomy places the organism in Eukaryota, Metazoa, Chordata, Mammalia, Chiroptera, Vespertilionidae. The transcript has 17 exons. The record is from RefSeq and is a predicted model, not a curated record. Bases 23 to 2236 code for a protein of 737 amino acids.
ACAAAGAAAGGAGGUUGGAGAAAUGUUGUAUCAAGAAGACUCUGAAAUAGCUCUGAGCAGCCCCAGUGAACAGAUUGCAUACUUACUGGUGGACAGAAGUAAAAUCCUGAGUAAAUUGGAAUGUGGGGACUCAAAGCCAGAGUCACAAAGAUGUAUGAGCAGUAACCUACUGAAAGAAUUUGCCCAGGCCCAUAAUGAAGACAUAGAAAAAGAUAAAACAUCACAAAACUGCAUAGAGAGAAAUGUGGAACAAAUAGCAAAGAGGUUAAGGAUGGUCCAUGAAGAGAUCCGAAGGCUCACUGAUGAACUGCAAGGGAAUGAGAAAGAACAGAGUAAGCUAGAUUCUGCACUUGAAAAGGCUCAACUAGAAAUUGACGAGCUGAAAGAAAAUCUGACAAAGUUGAAAGAAAAUGAUUCAGUUGACCUAAAGAAAGCAAAGGAACACAAUCAGAGACUGAAUGAGGAAAUUCUGGCUUUAAGAACUCGGGUUCGAUCACUUGACUCAGAAAAAAAAGUGCUUGGAGAAGUGGUUGAAAGGCUUAAAGGAGAGAUUCGUGAAUCUCAAGAGAAUAAGCAACUUGGAAACCACUCCCCUUGGAAAACUGUGGGUGCUGAACAGAAAGUACAGAUAUUGAAAAUGAGCCAAGAAAAAAUUGAAAUAUUUGUAAGUGAGUUGUCAGAGGAGAGAGAACGGACAAAGGAAUUGACAUCUAAUAAUAACACUAUACAGAAGGCUUUGAAAGUUGAAAGUGAGGAUUUGCAAAAAUCAAAGUCAGAACUUACAUAUCUUUAUAAUGAAAUUCACAGUUUUCCAGGGACAACAGAAGACCAUUUGUUAAUAGCAUAUAACCUGCUCCAAAGAGAAAAUUCUGAUUUAGAAACAAAGAAUCUAUCAUCUAAAGAAAAACUGAAAUACCAGCAGCAGCAAGAAGAAGUACAACAACUUCGCCAGAAUUUGCACCGGCUCCAGAUUCUCUGCAGCUCAGCUGAAAAAGAGCUCCGAUAUGAGCGGGGAAAGAACUUGGACCUAAAGCAACAUAAUAGCUUACUUCAGGAAGAAAGCAUUAAGCUCAAAAUUGAACUCAAGCAGGCCCAGCAGAAGUUAUCAGACAGCGCAAGGCUGUGCUCUCCACCCCCAGCAGAGUGGAAGCACUGUCAGCAGAAAAUCAAGGAGCUGGAGCUGGAAGUACUGACACAGGCUGAGAGCAUUAAAUCACAGAACACCCUGAAAGAAAAGCUGGCUCAGGAGAAAUCCAAAGUUGCUGACGCAGAGGAAAAGAUUUUGGAUCUACAGCAGAAAUUAGAACAGGCUCAUAAAGUCUGUCUCACAGAUGCUUGUAUUUUGGAAAAGAAGAACCUAGAGGAAAGGAUAACAGAAGAACAACAAAAGAGGAAACUCCUAGAUCAAAAUAUAAAUGAGCUACAACAAAAAGUGAAAAUCUUACUAGACAAAGAGAAUAUGCUAGAAAUGACCAGUUCUCAGCAGCAACACAGAAUUCAGCAACAAGAGGCCCAACUUAAACAACUGGAAAAUGAAAAAAGAAAAUCUGAUGAGUAUCUCAAGAGCUACCAGGAAUUGUCAGAGAAGGUGUCUGGGUUGCAGCAAGAAAAGGAAGCUCUACAUAAAGAAUAUGGGAAAUUUUUGAAGCAGCUUGAUGUCCAUGUGAGAAACUAUAAUAAAAAACAUUAUCAUCACAAAACCAAGCUUCACAGAGUCAAGAGUCGUUUCGUUCACGAAGUAGAGCUUCGAGACGAGAGAAUUAAACUACUUGAAAAUGACAUUGGAAUACUGCGGCAAAAAUUAGAAAAGGAGAAGGCAUUCCAGGACCAGGUCACUGCCCAAAAUGAUAACCUGCUCCUAGAAAAUAGGAAGCUUCUGGAGCAGCUCAUGGAGCAAGAAAAAUUGAUCCAUGACAACAAAUGCACGAUAUCGUCUGUUCAGCACAGAGUACUUUUCCUGGAUAAAGAAAAUAAGCAUUUACAGGAAAACAGUCUCCAGCUCACAGAACAGGUUGGCCUCUUAGAACGCAUUAUAAGAAGCAUCCAGAUUUUCAGAGGAGAGGAAACAAUACUGACUGGCAUCUCUGAAUAUGACCCAUUGAAUAAAAUCUUGCCCCUACCAAACUCCAGAAUUCUGAAGCUGGAUACAUACAUACACUGUGGAUUCUCUGAAAAAAAGUACAUCACAUCUACGAACAAGUCCAAAAGUCAGAACUAUAAAAUCACUGAUGUCUAAAACUAGACUCAUCAAAGCUGCUCACUUAAAGCUUGGACAUGAAGGUGGAACAUGACAUGGAGAAGUUAUAAUAGAUUUCCUGCUGGACGUCAACCAGGAAUCUUCAAAAUUGCUGAUAAAUUCAUUAAACCAGUUCUAAAUAUGGA